Ctenocephalides felis (cat flea) is the source of this 1920-nucleotide messenger RNA. Its product is annotated as multiple inositol polyphosphate phosphatase 1-like. The transcript is spliced from 9 exons. The record is from RefSeq and is a predicted model, not a curated record. Gene Ontology annotation, molecular function: inositol phosphate phosphatase activity; acid phosphatase activity. NCBI's taxonomy places the organism in Eukaryota, Metazoa, Arthropoda, Insecta, Siphonaptera, Pulicidae. The coding region runs from base 269 to 1729 and encodes 486 amino acids.
CAGCCGCACACGGCACACGUGAAUCGGCCGAAGAGCAUCCCAUUUCAGUUGAAUUCUUCUAUUCGUCAUAUUGUUUUACAUACAAAUAAAUGCAAUGUGCGUUUUGUAACGGGAUCUGUGAUACUUCAUACACACAUAUAUAUGAAUGAUAGAAAAUAACAUUUCCAACGUUCAAGAUACUGUAUGUAGUUUAGUGUUUGUGACGGAAUUCCUACAGAUCGGAAAUUACUAAUAAUUACCUGUACAGUGGGGCAUUUUCAAUCAAAAAAUGUACUGGUUAACUGCAUUAUUGCUUUUGUCCACGUGCUCAGUGUUUGCCCAAUUUAAUCGCAACAUUUCCCAAUGCUGCGAAGAAAGUUGCUACAGUACUGAUGACCAAUCCCAAAAUACAAGAUUUGCGACUAAAACUGCUUAUGAAUUAGUUAAAGGAGUCAGAGGAGAUCUGUACAGGGUUCCACAUUGUGAACCUGUACAGUUCUGGUUGCUAACCAGACAUGGUACUAGGCUGCCAACUGCCAAAGAAAUAGGCAGGAUGCCACAUUUGGAAAGCUUGCGAGAUGAGAUAAUUCGAAAUUAUCAAGACAGAAAUUCUGGUCUUCCCGAUAGAGGCAGACUCUGUUUUCAAGAUUUGGAGAAUUUAUCGCGAUGGAGAUGGGAUCAUAAUAUAACAGCAAAUCAUGAACAAUAUUUAGUUUAUCAAGGACAAGAAGAUCUCAGACUGUUAGCCAGAAGGUUCCAAUCCAAAUACCCCCAACUUAUGGACUCGCUUUAUAAUCCUAAACAAUAUGAGUUUAGGCACACAGAAACCCAAAGAACCGAAUACAGUUUCAAAGCUUUUGCUGAAGGUCUCUUUGGACCAUCUUCAGUUUCGAUACAUUUACCACCGCCACCAAAGGAAGACAAAUUGCUGAAGGGUUACGAUUUCUGUCCCUUAUAUAUCGAUGAAGAGGAUAAACCAAAACCCGAAUACGAAGCCUUUAAAAAUUCACCUUUAUAUACCAAACUUGUAGAAGAUGUGUCCAGUAAACUUGGUUUUAGAUUUGCUCUGGACAAGGAUGUGGUAAAUGAUAUUUGGGCGAUGUGCAGGUACGACAGGGCUUGGAAACUGGACAGACUUGGGUCGCCCUGGUGUGCGGUUAGCUUUCACACAAACCAAGUAAAAAUUCUGGAAUAUCUCGAAGAUUUAAAAUAUUACUACAAAACUGGAUAUGGUUUAGACAUCAAUACUAAAAUUGGAUGCCCUCCGAUUAAAGAUAUGAUUGAGAAAUUCACAAAAAAGAUCGAUACUAAUGAUGGUCCAAAUGUGGUGGCAUAUUUUACCCAUCAAGCAAUGUUGAACAUGAUGUUGACCACUUUGGGUUUGGCAAAAGAUUCUCGACCUCUGACCGCAGCUGAUUUUGAGAUUAAUGAGAAUAGACAGUGGCGUGUCAGCAAACAAUCACCAUUUACUGGAAAUUUGGCAGCUAUUCUGCACAAAUGUGAUGAGACGCAACCGGAGCCUUACCAGGUCUUAUUUCUCCUGAACGAGGCCCCAGCAGAAAUAAGCGAAUGCAGGGUCGGACUUUGCUCCUGGGAGACUGUCAGACGUAAAUGGGCACUUUUGGCUGACACCUGCGACCUGAAUCAUUUUUGUUUACCUAAUUCGGCUCCUGCAUCCAAUUUAAAUGUCAUUGGUUUCGUAUCAUUGGUAAUAACAGUUUUAUUAUUGGAUCGAUUUAGAGGAAUUUAAAUAAAAUUUGAGGAUAUUCCUGUGGUGAAGUAUAGACCAAUCAAAAUGUAUAAAUUCUAAUAUCUAAAAAUAAUGAAACGAAGCAGGUGAGCAUUAAAACAUCUAUCAAUGAUUGUUCUAAUUUAUCAUAAUAGUAAUUUUGGUUAUUGAAUUGUUGGCAUAUAAAACUUAACAAAAAUUAUAACAUUGUU